GAAAGGCAGAGCUGCUCACUUUGCUACAGAGGCAACUGAGACGGGUCUGAGGGAAGCAGCAGCGCCUGGAAGGAACCGCACAGACACAAUGGAGGAACAGGCUGAUAUGAAGCAGCUCUCCGGCUACAACGAGGACCUCCAGCAUAAGACAAUUCUGGUAGGAGACAGCGCGGUGGGGAAGACCUCCUUGCUUGUGCAGUUUGACCAGGGCAAAUUUAUCCCGGGAUCGUUUACAUCUACAGUGGGCAUAGGAUUCACGGUCAUGCUGCUAGGAGAUUCUGGUGUUGGAAAGACGUGUUUUCUCAUCCAGUUUAAAGACGGGGCAUUCCUCUCAGGCACCUUCCUGGCAACUGUGGGCAUUGAUUUUCGGAAUAAGGUGGUCACUGUGGAUGGACUGAAGGUGAAGUUACAGAUCUGGGACACGGCCGGUCAGGAGCGCUUUCGAAGUGUCACCCACGCUUACUACAGGGAUGCUCAGGCUCUGCUCCUGUUGUAUGACAUCACAAGCAAGACGUCCUUUGACAACGUCCGUGCCUGGCUUACAGAGGUCCAUGAAUAUGCUCACAAGGAUGUGGUCAUCAUGCUGCUCGGCAAUAAGUGUGACAUAACAAGUGGACGUGUUGUUCGAACAGAAGAUGGGGAGUCCUUGGCGAAGGAUUACGGCAUUCCAUUCAUGGAAACCAGCGCAAAGACCGGUGUAAAUGUGGAGCUGGCAUUUAUGGCUAUAGCUAAGGAGCUGAAGCAGAGAUCCAGUAGUCCAGAUGAACGUAAAUUCGUAAUCCACCAGUACAUUGAGUCACAAAAGAAGAAGACUGGCUGCUGCGGGCUCCUCUGAUUGCCUUGCGAUGGAAGCAAUGGCGGCUCAAGAAGAGACUAAAUCCCUUUGAUCCAGAAUUGACUGAAGAGCUAUGGAUAUUAUCUGAUCCAGUGAAACUGCCAAACUCAGGGUCCGUAGGAUAACCCCGGAUGCCUGGAGAGGAAGCCCCUCCAAGAUUGUUUACUCACAAGAAGCCUAUUGCCUUUAGGAGUCUUGUAGAAAUGCGCCUGAGGAGUUCAUGGUUUUUUCCUCUUCUGUGGGAUCCAAUGACUGAGAACCACAUUUAGAUAAAAAACCCUUCCUUCUGCGCAAAACUGCAGUGCCAAAACGGUUUACACGGGCAAAGGGUGUCCCAAGCCUUUUCUAUAACUAACUGAUAACUGGUGUUACGUCUAUAAGUCGCUUCCCGGCAUCUAUAGUACCGCCAUAUAUUGCACAGCUCGGCCUUGUUUACAAAACAUGAAGAAGUCCCGUAUGUUUACUGUGGAUAAGAGACAUUUCCGAAAAAUCUCAUGAUGUGCUCGUCACAUUUACCGCCAUAUUCUCCUGUCACCCGUUCACAUUUCUAUAUAUCUUCCCCAUUGGCUGUUUACACGUUGAGAACUAGAGGUGGAUAUUUUAUCCGGUACCAACUGUGCGAUUUAUUUUUUAUUUUUAUUGCUUUAUAUUCAAAUAUGCUGAUGUCAAUUACUUUCUAGGUACAUGGGCUGAUUUGACGUAGAUACAGACCAGAUUCCUGUGUCAGACGGAUGAGAGUCUAGUAUUAUAAGUGCAUGCUCAUGGAAAAAGGCCUGUAUUGUUGUGUAAUAAAAGGUUGUGCGAUUUUU
Molecule: messenger RNA, 1644 nt
Organism: Bufo bufo (common toad)
Lineage: Eukaryota; Metazoa; Chordata; Amphibia; Anura; Bufonidae
Gene: RAB37
Product: RAB37, member RAS oncogene family
Exons: 10
Coding region: 89-835 (248 amino acids)
Cellular component (GO): endosome; Golgi apparatus
Molecular function (GO): GTP binding; GTPase activity
Source: RefSeq, a predicted model, not a curated record